ACAAGUUCUGGGAUCACCAUGGAAACGAGGCCUAACGACAAAGAGGGAGAUAUGGAACUUCCCAUUUUCAGUGCUCAAGGGAGGAUUUAGGAAAGGUCGAGCGGGCAGGACGGGUACAGGGUCUGGUGGAGAUUGAUUCUGCGUACAACUACGGGGCAGCAGUCACGGUUUGGGAAUCAGGGACGGCCUGGGGAUUGGACCAAAGCUGUGCUGUACUGGAUAUAGUGGAUGUAUAGUAUUUGUUGUGUUUCAUGAACAAGGAAGAACGAGCCCAUCUGGACAACAGAUUCCUUCAGCAUCAUGUCAUUCAGAGACCUGAGGAACUUCACUGAGAUGAUGAGGGCUCUGGGCUAUCCUCGUCUGAUCUCGAUGGAAAACUUUCGGAUUCCAAACUUUCCUUUAGUAGCAGAGAUUCUUAUUUGGCUUGUUAAAAGAUAUGAGCCCCAGACAGAUAUCCCAACAGAUGUAGAUACAGAACAGGACCGAGUUUUCUUCAUCAAAGCUGUAGCACAAUUCAUGGCUACUAAAGCUCACAUUAAGCUCAAUACUAAGAAGCUGUACCAGGCUGAUGGAUAUGCAGUGAAAGAGUUGCUGAAGAUUACUACCGUUCUCUAUAAUGCUAUGAAAACGAAGCGAAUGGACAGAAGUGAGGAUGCUGAAGAAGACAGUUCAAAAUUCAAGUUUGACUUGGGGUCAAAGGUAUCAGAUUUGAAAACUGCCAGACAACUAGCCUCUGAGAUUACCUCCAAAGGAGCAACAGUGUUUGAUUUAUUAGGAAAAGAAGUAGAUCUGAGGGAGAUGAGAACAGCCGCAAUAGCUAGGCCGCUGGAAAUCAAUGAGACUGAGAAGGCACUAAGAGCUGGAAUUAAAGAAAUUAUUGAACAAGUACAAAAGACCAAGGAAAUGCUGAACAAUGUUGCCUCUGAUGAAGCAAACCUGGAGGCUAAGAUUGAAAAGAAGAAGAUGGAGCUGGAGAGGAGUAAGAAGCGGCUGCAGACCUUGCAGAGUGUCAGGCCAGCCUUCAUGGAUGAAUACGAGAAGAUUGAAGAGGAGCUCCAGAAACAGUACGAGACCUAUGUGGAAAAGUUUCGUAAUUUGUGUUACUUGGAGCAGCAGCUUGAAGACUUACACAGGAUGGAACAGGAAAGAUUUGAGGAAACUGAAAAUACACUGCGGCUGAUGCAGAAUAAAUUGAAGGAGGAGGAAAAGAGACUUAUGAAAAAUACAGGGAAAGAUGAUGAUUCUGACAAUGAGAUACAGGAGGAUGAGUGCUCAGAUAGUGAUCUAGAAGACAGAAGACCACUAAAACCACGUCUGACGAGGGAGCUGCCCAUUCAGGGCAGAGUUGGUGGUCGCGUGGUUGGGACAAUGCACGGAGGUGACACAGAGGAUGAGGAGGAGUCAGAUGACAGUGAGAUUGAUGUUGAAGAUGAUGAGGAUGAGUAUGAAAUUGCUGAAGAUGAUGAUGAAAGUAUUGAUAUUCAACCAGAACAGUCUUCAAGCAGAAUCCACAAGCAGGACCUUGAUGAAAGCGAUAAUGACUUCUAGUCCUAACACUAUGCAACUGUGUUUGCAUAUGUAGAGGUUUUCUGAUCUUCCUCUAGUUCCUUUUGAAUAUCAAUAUUAUAUGCAUAAGACUCAUGCCCUUCAGUACAUAACAAACAUGUGGAGCGGUUAAGAAAGAAUCAUUAAAUAAUAGGUACAGGACACUUAAAUAGUUUUCUCUUGUGGUGAAGUCAGUCCUUUAUUCCAAUCCAAAAAAAACCAGAGGUAAAUUUCAACAGGCAAAUAUUUCUGAAGAAAAAUGUAGCAGAUGUUAGAGGGAGAAAAGAAAAACAAAAUUAAAUUGAGCAGCAUUAAAGUCCAAGUAUUGCCUUCUAGGAUCCCAUAAAAAUGGGCAGUUCUCAGUGGUAUGUAAGGGGGUUCUAACCUUGUGUCCAGUAGAGAAACGACUACUCCAGCCCAAGAACCUUCCAAGUUAACCAAUUUGGGCAUGUUAUGGCAUACUUCUAGAGCAGAUGGACUUGAAUCUGAACUUUCUAGCUUGAUGCUACACCAUAACAGCCCCUUUUUGAUGGCAUUCACAAUUCUAUCAAAAUGUAUUUUGGAAACCUAUCAAAGUCAGAUCUUAUGGGAUUGACCAAGUUACAGGAAACAGCACUGGAGACUAGGAAAAAAGGGAUAUAGUUGCCCAGAAUUGGCGGUUAAACAUGGAUGCAAAUUCCAAAAAUCACAUAACGACAAUACUUGGAAGUAUUUGAACUAAAAGGAGACAGUGAUAAGAUACAGGUGAUGGGAGUGGCAAAUCAAAUUUAAAUUAAGAGAACUGUGAAGAAAAUUUUUGGAAGUAAUGGC
Molecule: messenger RNA, 2355 nt
Organism: Hemiscyllium ocellatum (epaulette shark)
Lineage: Eukaryota; Metazoa; Chordata; Chondrichthyes; Orectolobiformes; Hemiscylliidae
Gene: ift38
Product: clusterin associated protein 1
Exons: 12
Coding region: 301-1548 (415 amino acids)
Biological process (GO): cilium assembly
Cellular component (GO): cilium; centrosome; intraciliary transport particle B
Source: RefSeq, a predicted model, not a curated record